Messenger RNA from Pecten maximus, 4031 nucleotides. RefSeq lists its product as uncharacterized. Gene Ontology annotation, biological process: immune response. The transcript is spliced from 3 exons. The record is from RefSeq and is a predicted model, not a curated record. Gene Ontology annotation, cellular component: membrane. The coding region runs from base 317 to 1354 and encodes 345 amino acids. Gene Ontology annotation, molecular function: tumor necrosis factor receptor binding. NCBI's taxonomy places the organism in Eukaryota, Metazoa, Mollusca, Bivalvia, Pectinida, Pectinidae.
AAUUAUAACGUCACUCCACAGCCAUCUCUGUCUGUCCUCAUGAGUACAUGUACCGUUAAAGCUAGGUAAAUACACGAAUCGUUAGUUGUUCUACUGUUCGGGAAACACAGAAGAUCAAUGUUAUAUAACAAGGUUGUCAGUGUAAAACUGUAUAACAGGUUUGUGUCUGAUGCCAGCCUACAUGUAACUGGACCGAAUCGGCGUACAUCAUACACGCUUACACAUGUGAUGAUCUACAUGUGUUAUUUGUAAAUUUUACCUGAACGGGCUAGGUAUUUCUCUCACUGCACGAUAAGUUGGACUCAAAACCACAACAAUGCCUACUCCAAGCUGGCCGGAUUCUAAUUCUAUUGGACCACAUGGGUUUGCAUUUCCAUCAUCAUUUCAAGACAGUUUUCAUAAAGCUGUCCGAAUCGACGAAUUGGAUGAGAAUGUAAAUACCGAUGAGGCCAAUAUCAAUACGGCCGAGAAAAACAGACUGGACAGACUGAGAAAAGAGUCUGCCUUGACCAUCAGCAUUCCUCAGUCUAGUGGCUAUGAUAGUUAUGAGGAUAAUUCCAAAGACUCUAAAAGAAGUUCCUAUCAUGUGAUGGAUAUUGAACAAGAUAGUAUACAGGAACAAAAACAGUUUUUAGAUUCCUCAGAUGGUAGUGGUGAAGGAAACAGACGAAAAAAACGGACGAGAAACAAGUGUUAUUGGUCAAAAUGUAAAAUUGGAUUAACUAUCAUCGGAGGGACACUUAUUCUAUUUGGUGUGAUAUUCGGAGCGAUUUAUUUAUCAAAAUAUCUGGAAUCUUCAGAUGACAGUGACGGGGAUGAUAUUUCCACGAACCAUUCCCAUGUGCAAAUCGUUACAACACCAAAAUCUCAGAUUCCAACAAAUGAGACUCCUUCGAUUGACCACACCCAUCCGCUAGUGGCCAUAAGGAUGGUUGUGGAUGAAGAUUAUGUUGAAAACGGUAAAGGUCACGUGGUUCUGUGGAGGCCACCCCAGGGUAAACACAUUCAACAAGGAAUCACCUACAACAAUGGUUCCUUCAAGGUUCCGAUGGAUGGUUACUAUACGUAUACAUCUACACUGGUGUUCGAUACCCGCAAUGUCGAUAAGGAAACCGGAAAAGAAAUCCGUUUUCACCAUUGUGUAAAUGUAAAAAACACACAGCAGCGGACAUGCUCCACAAAUGGAGUUCCGGUCAAUGCAAUCCGAAGCGAUAUCGUGUACGACUCUUUGGUGCACUUGAGCGCAGGACAGGAAGUAUACGUCACCAUCAGUAAACUCGGUUUUAUUUCGGAUACAAGCGACAGUAACACAUUCACCAUGAGAUUAAGUUCAAAACAUAAGAAAACACGGUGAACAAUAAACGUUAAAAUCCUAAAAAGGGUAUUUAUAAUACUUUGACUGAUAUGAAAUCGACACCCCAGUCGAUGAGGUUGCCACGGUAACUGAUCGUUGCCAGGCAUAAUAUGGCACCAUUCCAGUAAGCGACGGUCAUUAUAAUUGAAUCGAUUUAUUGAUGACCGUGCGUCAGUUCUGCGCACUGCGGAGACAUGACGUCAUAGAAUGCCAUGACAGAUGAAUGGUCCUAAUUCUUGUAGAGUUGUCUCGUUAUUCCAGAAUAAUUUGUUACAGACAAAAUUCGAGGAAGACAUUUAUUUUAUUUGUCUUUUAGACCUCGGAUGGAUCACAGGGGCUUGGCACGAUUUUUCAAAUGAUGGUCCAUAUAUAUAUGUAUUAUAGUAUCAAGCCCCUGUGGGAUGGAUGGUUAUUUUUCUGGACCGGAAGUGAACUUGGGUCCCAGCUCUCCAGAGUUGGGGAUGCAAUGUGAUUUCAUAAUCGUUAGCUGGAUGGGUUUUUGACAAUAUAUGAUCGGUUUCUUUUACAAACAGUUACUCAUUGUAAUUUAAUUUCAAGUUGAUUUGAUUUCUAAUCUGCUUUUGACAAAGAUUGUUGUUUUCAAAUCCUGUCAAUUUGAGCAGCUUACUUCAAAAGGGCAUAAUCUUAUAGCUGUUUCAAGAAAAAAGACAACUGAAUUUCAAUGCGGAGUCCAUAUUAGAGAAGCGAUCAUGAACUGUUUGUGGCUUUGAUUAGGCCCAAAAAUACAUUACUGCAAAAUUAUUGGUAGGCAGGCAUUUAAUAUUCCCCAUAUUGCUUUUACCAGAGUUUUGUAUAGCAUGCUUACAGCUUUAUAAAUUAUUUAAUUAAUAACCUUUAAAGUCAGUAUAUAAAACGUUUAAGUGUAGUAAGCAGUCAUUAUAUUUUGUUAUUUAAGGUAACCAUUGCCACUUAACAUAUUAUUUGUUGUGAAAAAGUGUUUCAUGUAUUAUUUUGAGUUUUUCGUUGACGUUGCGUUCUCUCCCAUCUACAUUUGAAUUUGUACUGUAGCAAUAAUUUUUUGAAGCACUUCUUUCUUUCUGUUUGUGCUAAUCCUGGAAACAGCAUCACCGUAAAGUUUUUACGGAACAUAUUUCGUUAUAGUAAUACCAAAAACGGGUUAAAGUUAACUUACUCGAACUUAGAGGGCCUCUUUAUCUGAAAUAUUGACCAUUCUAACGUCAUAUUUUAUUAGCCUUGAUAGCUUAUCUAGUCAUUAUAUAACAUUCAACUUAAUUCCACCGUCUAAAUCCAAGGGCCUGGUAUUAUACUCCGUCCUUGCACAUAAAAUCUGUUUAUAGAGAGCGGAUCUCCUUGAUUUCGAAGAUACCUAAUUCCUGUUUCAAAUCUAUCAUCUCAAACGCCUUGGUUGAAGUUUAUUUUUUUCGUGCUUACCUGCUAUACAAUGUAUCUCUUUGGUAACCUAAAUCUUCAGCUCUUUCUUCUUGAUUUAAAAAAAAAGAAAUAUACAUGUAGCCAUGUCUAUUCCCCAACUUUAUAGCACCAAAGCUUAUUGUGAGUUAGCCGUAUAUUAAAACUGAAAAAAAAUCUCUCAAAUUAAUUAAAAGUUCAUGAUCAUGCAUCAUAUUUUAAUGUCUUCAUUUCUAAAAGAAGGGUUGUGAAAAAUGAUUCAGUUUCUAUCGGAUUCUGGACAGCUGAACACGCAUCUUAUUUACUUAUUAGAUUUAAAGAAAACACCGAUUAAGACAUUGAAUUGUCAAAUGUAUGAGAAACUCAAAAUAUCUUCACAAACUCUUCAAGAUAUUUGUAAAGAGAAUAUUCUAUAAGUUGUUAAUUAUCGUAUUUUGAUUAAUCAUGGAUGAAUUCGCAGGGCAUUUUUGUUGAAGGAUUUUAAAUGUUAUUUUUGUAAUUCAUGUAGUAACGGUCUUUUUGAUAAUGAGCCAUUGUUAGUGAACUGUGUGCCGUCUGUAUGUAUAUUUUUGGAAUAUUUUUUGCAUAGUCACAAAUUUAUUUAUUUUAAGCCGGCUGCCUGUUUCGGUGCUACACUAACACAUUGCUAGGGAUGAUAUCGAGAUAUAUUUAGAAAGCUAUUUCCUUAUCUAUGAAUGUGAAAAUAUCACAAGUAUUAGUCAUUCACGGAAAAAAAAUUACAUAACCGACUUAGGGAGAGGUUAUCUCAUUAUAAGUAUGUUUGAUUACAUAAACCUGUACAUCUACUCCUCAUACCGAGCGACAAUGUCCGAAAGAAUUUCAUUCAUGAAUGUUAAGUGUGCAUUGGAUGUGUGAAAGAUUUUAUAGCAUGUUUUGUUUAAUAAGUAAUUAUUUGAAAAAAAUGUAAUGAUAAUCUGUUCAUGUUCAUGUUUCAUUCAAAGUGAACACCUGCAGUAAUUUGAGAUUGCACAUAUUUGUCGCACCUUGACAUAAAUAGUUGUUUCUAUUGGAACCAUUCAGCAUCAAUGGAUUAUAAUCUCGUGAUAAAAAUCAGCAUAAAUUGUUACAAGAAUCAAUGCUAUAUUGACAAUUAUUUUUGAAAUUUCAAAUAUGUAUUUCAGAAGUAAGUUUAGUCUAGACUGCUGAAUGUGCCUAGCACACAUUACAUAUUUAUAUUUAUAAGAAAUGCUGUCUUGUACAGAAGUAGGUUAUCAUUGUACAACACUAAAGUUGUUGUUCUUUGAAUAAAAUAAGAAAAUAUUUUCAA